UCAAUUUUCAUUUGUUUUAAUCUUGAUCUAGUGUUGUUCCUUUUUUUUUUUAAGAAAACAUUCAUUCAUUCAUUAAUUCCCUUAAAAGUGUUGUUUCUCUAUUUUUUUUUUUGCAUUCACAAUAUAGUUAAUGGAGUAACUCACAACCCCAAGCAUCUCAUACCCUUUUCUAGGGUUUAUUGUCAAUAGAGGUGAGAAAUUGAUUGGAUUGGUGGAUUGGAUUGAUAGAUCCAUGAAUGUUUCUCUAUUGUUUUUUUAUUUUUUGCAUUCACAAUAUAGUCAAUGGAAUAACUCACAACCCCAAGCAUCUCAUACCUUUUUCUAGGGUUAUUGUCAAUAGAGGUGGCAAAUGGAUUGGAUUGGUAGAUUCAUGGAUCAAAUAAUUUGCAUCCAAUGGAUUGGUGAAUUCAUGAAUUGGAUGAAGUCGAUUGGUGGAUUAUCCAUGAAUCCAAAUGACAUCCUCAACCUUGGACCAAUAUGUAAAAUGUGAAAAGUUUAGGUACUAAAAUAUCAUAAUGAAAAUUUUAGGCACCAAAGUGUAAAAUAUAAAAAUUACAGGUACUAAACUAUAAUUUGCCAAUGAAUACACCAAUCCAAUUGGAUUUUCAUAAAAUGAAAAUAUUUUUUUGUGUUGUUCAUAACCUGCUUAUUGAACUAACCAACUAGAAAAGCUUAAGUCUUGCUCCUCAUGGUAUUCUGUUUUUUGCUCAUCUCAUCUGCUACAUGAAAUGAUGAAGAAAUCUUUUAAGACCUAUCAUCAUAUAUUUGAAUUCAUAGACCAAGUGGGUCAAGCUUGCAUCUUUACAUGGUUGAUCAACUUUUGGGUAGCCCGUCAAGUUGACCAUUUGAUAGGGUCUUGGAUCAAGCUAAUGAUAUUAUGAAUGGUCUUUUGCCAUCGCUUGAUAAAUUUAGACUUUUAGAAGACAAGCUUUAGUUGUGACUUAAGAUGGAUGGAUAUUAGAAAAACCGGAAGAUAUUCUUCAGUUGGUAUUUGAUUCAUUUAUCAUAUGGUUAUGCAAUUAUUCCAUAACCUUUCGUUGCCUAUUCCAAUGGCCUUUCUUAGAGCAUUGUGCAAGUUCUCUCCUUUUCGGCCGGUGACAAUUUGAUUUCAUAUACUCGUAUCGUAUGCAAACACACAUGUAUCACAAAGCGCAGCGAGCGAGUCCUAUCUAGUUGUGACUUGUGAUAGAUAUAAGGAUGAAUGGGCUUGCCCUAAUGAAAAUGAUCCAUCCGAGGUGGUCAAACAUAGAAGUAGGAGAACCUUAUCUUAAUACAACAGAAAUAAAGGGACUAAAUGAGUAAAUGUCUAAAACAAGGCCGACUAAGAAACGGAAAAGUUUACUUCCCCUAAACGCAGUCCGACUAGGAAUCGGAAAACCUUCGCCGGUAUUUAUUUACAACGAAGCCUCCUCUCACUUCAAACAACAGAGCUUCUUUAGGAAACAUGGCCGCAAAAAUUUGCUCCGAUGCGCAAGAAGCAGCGUUGAGUCUUAUCUCAGAAAUCAAGCGUCGGGUUACCGGCGAGAAGUACGUCCGGUUCAUAAACGCGUUGCAGCGGCACCGCCCCGGCGGCGGCCGCCAGCCGGAGUCACUGACGGAAACGAUGAUGAUAGUGGAGGAUAUUCUGGAAGGGCAGGGAGACUUGAUGCAGAAGUUUUACCGGGUGGUUUAUGGCUCUCCGAUUGACGUCGAAAGGGAGGAAGGAUGCAAGGCGGCCGUCGAUUUUAUCAACCGGAUUGGGACGCGCAACCGAGGGUUGCAGAAAACGGUGCUCAAGCUCUUCGAUUCGUACAACAGAAACUCGAUCGGGGAAGACGACCUCCGCCUCGAAGUGGUGGAGUUGCUGAAACGGAACCCGGAUGUGCUCGACGGGAUCGGUAGGUUUCUCCCCGUCACCGAAGCUGCGCCGAUCUCCGUCGUCGUCCCGCAAGGAGAAAAACCCUAUUCGAGGAAGAUUGGGGAUCGCGGCGAUCAGGAGGCGACGGUGGAAGAACAUAGGGUUUCAAAGAGGGCUAAACCCGUAAACGGAAAUAGUCUCCAGAGGGAAGAAAUCUCCGAAUUAAUUUUUGAAAAUCGGGAGAAGUUCCCGCCGUCGACCUUGUACCGCUACAGCACCGGCGGCGACGAUUUUCGCGAGGAAAUCAGUAGGUCGCUGUCCCAAUUGAUUCCGCCGGCUGCUGCCGCCGCCGUCGUGGAAGAGAAAGAAGAACGACGAGUUGCCAACAGAGAAAGGGAAAAGGAAUGGGCGAAAUCCCUAAUCUCUAGAUCCAAGAGGCUGACCCCGAGCUACCUGCCGCUGCCACCGGAGACAAAAUCGAAAUCGAAAUCAUCGUCGCCGUCGAUUCUGAACACCAGCUGCGUGUCGGCGGCGGCGGAGGAGUGCGAUUUCGCAGUGGGAGCAGAGAGGAGGCGGCGGCUGAGGGUGGAUCUGAGGGAGGAGAAGCUGAACAGGAUGGAAGACGACCUGUACGAGGCGGAUAUGGCGAAGAGGUAUCUGAUGUCCAUGGUGGAGUACGUGGAGGAGAGCGAGAGAGGGGAUGAGAGGAAGGAGUUCCGCUUCAAGAACUGCGUGGAAGCGAUGUACGGCGGAGCCGUGGAGCUGCCGAAGAGGAAGGAGGAUCGGGAGUCGUUGGAUCGGGCCGUGAAGACCCGGUUGUAUCAGAAGAUUGGCGAGUUGAGCGUGCAACGGUUGAAGAUGACUGCUAAAGCAUAUCUCUAGCUCGCUUCUGUGUGUGUAGUAGUUUCUUCUGAGACUUGUGUAUUCGAUUGCAAUGGCAAAGUAGAAAUUCAGUUUGGACGAGGAAUUCCAAUGGAACAAUCUGAAACAAUUGUCUCGUUUUGAGUCAAUUGUGCUAGAUUGAUUCAUUUGAGAGCAGAAAAUUUGAAUGAAGCAAUUUGAGCUGGGGAAUUCUGAAUGAGUCAAUUACAAUUGUAUGAGGUGGGGGCAAGUAAUAUGAAUUGACUCGUUUUAAAUGACCCUUUUUGUAAAAUGAAAUAAUUGAUCUGAA
This is a messenger RNA of Linum trigynum, 3008 nucleotides long. NCBI's taxonomy places the organism in Eukaryota, Viridiplantae, Streptophyta, Magnoliopsida, Malpighiales, Linaceae. The record is from the annotation of a GenBank genome assembly.